GACAAACGUCAAACCAUGACAGCUUUGUUGACAGCUGGUUAAGAUGAUAAUUUUAUCAAAUAAAGAUUAUAAAUAAUAUGAAAAUAGAAUAUCUAUGUUUUAUUCUAUACUUUCAGAUAUCGUUUAAAAAGUGUGCUAUUGAUGUCAAUUUACCAGAAUAUAUCUACAUCGCUGAUCAUCUGACGGACGAGGAGUGUCGUAAACUUUAUGCUGCUCUACAUUACAUAUCCUACGAACUACCGGAAGAUUUUCCCCAAGCUGAAAAACAAAUACCAGAAGACGUACCGUGUAUAAAGCUACUCAUGCAAUGGAACGGUGGAGAUGAGAAAUAUGAGGGGAAGAGGAAAACACACUAUGACAUCGAACACAGAUUACGCCAAAUGGGUAAGUCGGACAUCGCGGACUGGUUGGGAAAGACUGUGUUCCAUAAUAUAGGGAAAGAGCUGAACAGAACACACGCUGAUCCUGUGUUUAUAGACGAUAAACGGAAACAUAAAGGUUUAAAAAUAUUCAAGGAUAAAAGUAGCAAGCACUUUGGUGAGGGCUGGACGACUAUUGAUACCAUACUUUGUGUUUUGUUUAUGGGACUGCUUGUUGUCACCUUAUCCGCUUUUCUUCGAAUGCUGAGUGUGUCUUGGUCGAAGUCGUCCUCGUCUAAAGACAAGGAUGAAGAGGAAAUGAUAGACCUGCUGAGUGCUGGAUCCGUGGACAGUGAUCAGGAGACAUAUGAGAGCGAGGAUAAGAAUACCCAACACAAUGUCGACGUCGCAAAAUCAACCAGUAUGUGUCAAAUACGGUAAUUUUUGGUACUAAGAUAUUAUGUUAAUAUAGAUUUAUUUUUAAUGAUAUAAAGCUGUUUUCUUUUUUUUUAAUUUUUGCCCACCAAAUAAUCAAAUACCAUAUACAAAUCUUCGUCUAUGCUCAGUCUAACAAAAUAGAAUUUUUUUCAUCAUAAUUGUCUUCCAUCCGUUCCAUCUUGAAUUACUUUUAAUUAAAAUUUUCAUCAUCAUAAUAAACCUUUGCCUAAAAUCCGUCAUGAUUUAAAUUAUCAUCAAUCUAACAACUCCCACAGCUAAUACCCAAUAACAUUUGCAUACAAAAUUAUCCAUCGUCUAUCAAUUAACAUUUUGUACGUUAAUUCCUUGAAUCAAAGCACAGCUACCUGUCGCUAACAAGCCGGUGUGUAGCAAUGCGCGCACGCAGCCAUCGGCCGUGUCAUCGGCGCGCGCCCCGAUAAGCCUCAUUAGGGCCGUCCUUCUUAACUUCAUCAAGCGAUACCAUUAACUAGGGAUAUCGGACCAACUGGGCCGAACAACCGGCUAAAUGGCAAACCUAUGCAUUCGAAACUUGUAUGAAAUAAACACUAACUGUUAUACUGAAUUUGUAUUAGUAACAUAAAAUAGAGAUUUGAUUGCAAUUGCUCCGUUUUGUCUUAGUGUUCUAGAAUGGAUUGUUGAAGUCAUUGUUUGUAAUAAUUUAGUUAUAAUACCAAAAGUAAUAACUGUAAAUUAUUUUGUUUAUGAUGUGAUUUGACGGGUGUUGUCAGUAGGACUGAUUGCGAAAUGUAAUUGUGGUUGAUUACUAAGGUUUUUGUUUAUAAUGAAGUGGUCGUGAAAUAAUCUGACAAACAUGUUACACGAUGGAAUUUGACAAUUGUAAUAAGUAUAAAAAAAAAUCCUCAAAUUUUAUUAUUGUUAGAUAUUCGUGUAUUGUUACGUACCAGACCCCAAUUCCCAAUUCCCAAUUUCCGAUGUCUAAAUGGAAAUUGGA
Messenger RNA from Trichoplusia ni (cabbage looper), 1770 nucleotides. RefSeq lists its product as uncharacterized. The record is from RefSeq and is a predicted model, not a curated record. Bases 78 to 800 code for a protein of 240 amino acids. The transcript has a single exon. Lineage: Eukaryota; Metazoa; Arthropoda; Insecta; Lepidoptera; Noctuidae.